AUGAAGGUUCUGCUGCUGGACCGCGAGACAGUUCCUAUUGUGUCCACUGCUAUCACUCAGUCAGCACUGCUGAAUCACGAGGUCUAUCUCAUUGAUCGUAUUGAUAACGCCAACAGAGAGAAGAUGCGUCACUUGCGAUGUUUAUGUCUUGUACGACCAUCGCCAGACUCCAUUCAACUCCUGAUUGAUGAACUGCGAGAGCCGAAGUACGGAGAGUAUCAUCUGUAUUUCACCAACGUCGUCAAGAAGUCAUCACUAGAAAGACUUGCCGAGGCUGACGACCAUGAGGUUGUGAAGCUGGUUCAGGAGCAGUUUGCCGACUUCAUCGUCAUCAACCCCGAUCUGUUCUCACUUGGACUCAGCCUUCCCCAUCAGCGUCUGUGGGGCAGCAACCAAGACACGUGGAACCCAGACGCCCUGCAACGAAGUGCUGACGGACUCGUUGCUGUGCUUCUUGCACUGAAGAAGAAACCGCUGAUCAGAUACUCCAAGACCAGCCCACUUACCAAGAAAUUGGCUACAGAAGUGCGAUAUCGUAUUACACAAGAGGAGCAGCUUUUCGACUUCCGGAAGGUGGACACGCCUCCUCUCCUGCUCGUGCUCGACAGGCGCGAGGAUCCAGCAACACCACUUCUCACGCAAUGGACAUAUCAAGCCAUGGUGCACCAUCUUCUUGGUAUUACCAACGGCCGAGUCGACCUAAGCGAUGUGCCUGAUAUUCGCCCGGAGCUGAAGGAGAUUGUCUUGUCGCAAGACCAGGAUCCUUUCUUCAAGAAGAACAUGUAUCUCAACUUUGGUGACUUGGGCGGCAACAUCAAAGACUACGUGGAGCAAUACCAGUCCAAGACACAAAACAGCUCAAAUAUCGAGUCGAUAUCGGACAUGAAGCGCUUCAUCGAGGAAUACCCUGAGUUCCGCAAGCUAUCCGGAAAUGUUAGCAAGCACGUCACCUUGGUUUCAGAGUUGAGUAGACGUGUUGGAGCCGAGAACCUACUCGAAAACAUUCAAAAGCUUAUUCAGUCUCCAAAGGUGACAAGCGACAGCAAGGUUGGCCUAGUCGCCCUUUAUGCCCUACGAUAUGAGCGCAAUCCGUCCAACGCACUCCCCAUGCUCGUGGACCUCUUGGUGGCCGCUGGCGGGGUCUCAGUCCGGCGAGCAGACCUCAUCUCCAAGCUUGUGAAGUAUCAAUCUUCAUUGCAGCAAUCACAGGCUCAAGCAGGCAUUGCAGACAUUUUCGAGGGGGGUGGCAUAUUUGGAGGAGCUGGUGCCAGGUUUAAGGGACUAAAGGGUGUCGAGAACGUUUACACACAGCAUAGCCCCUUACUUGAAAGUACGCUUCAGAAUCUGAUUCGGGGACGACUUAAAGAACAGCAGUAUCCCUUUGUUGAGGGCGGAGGAACUACUCGAGACAAGCCGCAAGACGUUAUUGUCUUCAUAGUCGGUGGAGCAACAUACGAGGAGGCCAAGAUGGUGGCAACAAUCAACGCAUCUUCGCCAGGUGUGCGCUUGGUACUAGGAGGUACUACAGUCCACAACUCGGCUACAUUCCUGGAAGAGGUUGAGGAUGCUGUAUCUUCGUGGCCCGAGACGCAGAAAGCUGGCACAAGGCGAUAA
This is a messenger RNA of Colletotrichum lupini, 1614 nucleotides long. RefSeq names its product Sec1 family protein. Lineage: Eukaryota; Fungi; Ascomycota; Sordariomycetes; Glomerellales; Glomerellaceae. The transcript has 2 exons. The coding region runs from base 1 to 1614 and encodes 537 amino acids. The record is from RefSeq and is a predicted model, not a curated record. Gene Ontology annotation, biological process: vesicle-mediated transport; intracellular protein transport. Gene Ontology annotation, cellular component: Golgi membrane.